Molecule: messenger RNA, 3789 nt
Organism: Bactrocera tryoni
Lineage: Eukaryota; Metazoa; Arthropoda; Insecta; Diptera; Tephritidae
Gene: Sec24CD
Product: protein transport protein Sec24C
Exons: 11
Coding region: 1-3564 (1187 amino acids)
Biological process (GO): intracellular protein transport; COPII-coated vesicle cargo loading; endoplasmic reticulum to Golgi vesicle-mediated transport
Cellular component (GO): endoplasmic reticulum exit site; COPII vesicle coat
Molecular function (GO): zinc ion binding; SNARE binding
Source: RefSeq, a predicted model, not a curated record
AUGAAUCCGAACAUGUACGGAGCGCCAACGCAGCAGCAACAAUAUACACCAGGCUGGCCACCAGCUACACAACAGCCGAUGCAACCAAGUGAUGCACCACCACAGCUGGGCCCACCAGGCACUAGUUAUCCACCCAACAGUAUGCCACCAACAUCAGCAGCAUCCACACCUGCUGGGCCACUUGGUGCGUUACCACCACAGCAAAACUACGGGCAAGGACAACAACCAGGGUUACUCAACGGCAACUACCAACAACAGUUAACUAAUUCAAUGAGCGGUUUAUCCAUGAAUGCAGCGAAGCAGCCAACACCCGUACCUCCCCAAAUCAAUACUCCAUAUGCGAACGCUAACAUAGCAAAUGCUCCAUUCCCCACAACAAACCCUCAAGCCGGCGGUCCAGAUGCUCCACCUUUAUCAAAUGGGCCACCCACUAACGCGCAGUCCCAACCACAACAGCAAGUAUCGAACGCUAACAAUAACUUUAUUUCGGGUCCAUAUACAAACGGACAGCCAACUAAACAACCGCAGACGCAACCACCACAGGCACCCAAUUCCAUGUAUCCACCGCUGCCAAAUACUUCAACGCCGCCAAUGCAGUCCGUACCGGGAGGACCCAAUCAGAUGACAGUAAACAGCGCAAACAUACCCGGCUUGCCACAUAUGCCUCCCAAACCGAGUGGUAUGCCAUUACCAGGGCAACCACCAGUUGCAGCAACACCACCAACUUCUAUACCUGGUAGCAUGCCACAGUAUCAACAACCCGGCGCACAACAAAUGCCACCACGGCCCGGUCAAAUUCCACCACAACCCAUGUCGCAGCCGCUUGGACCACCGGGCCAACAACAACAAACAAUGUUGCCAGGUCAUCCUGGUAUGCCGCCUACAUCCGCAGCAGCAACAAUGCCACCACAGCCGGCCAUGCCGCCAAUGCCAGGCUAUCCACCACAACCGCAACAGCAAGGAUAUCCACCACAUCCACAAAUGCAGCCAAACCAACAACAACAACCUGGUUUUCCUCCGCAACCACAGCACCCUGGAUAUCCAUCACAAGCCGCUCAGCCUGGCUAUCCGCCACAAGCCGGUUAUCCGCCUCAACAACCACAACAACCUGGUUACCCCGGUCAAAUGAUGCCCCCAACACAACCUGGGCAACCACCAAUGCCCGGUCGUCCCGGCUAUAACCAACCACCAGCCCCAGGCGGUAUGUACCAACAGGCACAACAGUAUCCACAGGCCCAACGCCGUCUCGACCCCGAUCAGAUGCCAAACCCAAUUAGUGUUAUUAUCGAAAAUCAACGUAAUGCUGGUGGCGCUUUUGUCACCAAUCAGCCAGGUCUGCUGCCACCAUUGGUAACCACCAAAUAUGUUGUGCAGGAUCAAGGAAACUCAUCGCCACGUUAUGUCAGAUCCUCUUUGUAUUGCAUACCAGCAACCGCUGAUUUGUUGAAGACAACUGCUUUGCCCCUAACCCUAAUCGUUUCACCAAUGGCCCGUACCGUUGAGGGUGAAUAUGAGCCGCCAAUUGUGAACUUUGGUGAAUUGGGACCCAUUAGGUGUAAUCGUUGCAAGGCAUAUAUGUCCCCAAACAUGCAAUUCGUGGAUGCCGGUCGACGUUUUCAAUGUCUGAUGUGCAAAGUAACCACGGAAGUGCCAACUGAAUACUUCCAACAUUUGGACCACACUGGUCAACGUGUCGACAAAUAUGAGCGUCCCGAAUUGGUAUUGGGCACAUAUGAGUUUUUGGCUACCAAGGACUAUUGUCGCAAUAAUACACCCCCUGAGAUACCAGCAUUUAUAUUCGUACUUGACGUUUCUUACAAUACCAUCAAAUCGGGUUUGGUACAUCUACUGUGCUCUCAAAUGAAGCAGGUAUUGAAGCAUCUGCCUGUGGAUCAGGGCCAGGACAAAUCGAAAAUGCGUGUUGGUUUUAUAACCUACAAUAGUACUGUGCAUUUCUAUAAUAUAAAAAGUAGUUUGGCACAACCGCAAAUGAUGGUCGUCGGCGAUGUGCAGGACAUGUUUAUGCCGCUGCUCGAUGGCUUCCUCUGUCAUCCCGAAGAAUCGGAGGCUUUGAUUGACGCCUUGAUGGAACAAAUACCGAAAAUGUUUGUGGAUACAAAGGAGACGGAGACCGUGCUCUAUCCAGCCAUACAAGCUGGUCUCGAAGCACUAAAAGCUUCCAAUUGUGCUGGCAAAUUGUUGAUAUUCAACUCCACAUUACCAAUUGCUGAAGGACGUGGUAAAUUGAAGAAUCGUGAUGAUCGUAAAUUGCUCGGUACUGAGAAAGAGAAAACAGUGCUCACACCACAAUGUGUUUCCUACAACACAUUGGGACAUGAUUGUGUACAGAAUGGUGUAUCGGUCGAUUUAUUCUUGUUUAAUAAUUCGUACAUAGACAUUGCAACUCUGGGGCAGGUAUCGCGCCUAAGUGGCGGUGAAGUCUACAAAUAUACAUACUUCCAAGCUGACCUCGAUGGUAAUCGCUUGAUUGAGGACAUCAUUAAGAACGUAUCGCGGCCAAUUGCUUUCGAUGCGGUGAUGCGCGUGCGCACUUCGGCCGGCAUACGCCCAACCGAUUUCUACGGUCACUUCUUCAUGACGAACACAACCGAUGUGGAACUGGCUAGCAUAGACUGCAAUAAGUCCGUUGCUAUUGAAAUUAAGCACGACGACAAGUUGCCACCUGAGGAAAAUAUAUACUUACAAAUCGCCCUACUCUACACAUCGGUUAGCGGUCAACGACGUUUACGUGUUUUGAAUUUGGCACUUCGUGCCACAACAACCAUCGCAGAUGUUUUCAAAUGCUGCGACUUGGAUGCCAUGAUGUUGUUCUUUGCCAAACAGGCUUGCGCCAAAUUGCUGGAGCACACGCCGAAACAGGUCAAGGACAAUCUAAUAAAUCGUUCGGCACAGAUAUUGGCAUGCUAUCGCAAGCAUUGCACUUCGCCAACAUCGGCUGGCCAACUUAUACUGCCCGAGUGUCUGAAAUUGUUGCCGCUCUAUGUUUCGUGUUUGCUGAAAAACGACGCCAUCUCUGGCGGUUCCGAUAUGACACUGGACGAUCGCUCGUACGUUAUGCAAUUCGUGCAGACCAUGGAUUUGAAUAUGUCUGUCAGCUAUUUGUAUCCACGUUUCAUUCCAAUACACAAUGUCGAUGUUGAUGACAACGAAUUGCCCAUGUCCAUACGUUGUACGCACGAAAAGAUGAGCGAAGACGGCGCCUACAUACUCGAGAACGGUGUGCACCUGUUCGUCUGGUUGGGUCAAUCGUUGCCGCAAACCUUCAUCCAGCCACUGUUCGGUGUGCAGUGUACACAACAGGUGAAUGCUGAACGAUUUGCCAUUAUUGGCGAAACACCGUUGGCGGAACGCGUGCGCAAUAUUAUCGAUACGAUCAUGAGGGAACGCACCAGAAAUAUGCGGGUAACGUGCGUGCGACAAAACGACAAACUGGAAUCAGUUUUCCGUCAUUUCCUGAUCGAGGAUCGCGGCACAGAUGGUUCGGCCAGCUAUGUGGACUUCUUGUGUCAUAUGCAUAAGGAGAUUAAGGAUUUGUUAAGUUAGCUUGUGGGUUGUGGUAAAAAUAGCAGCUGCAACAUGUCGCAAAGUGGGAAUGCUGACAGACAAACAAACACAAUGUAUAACACAACCAGCCAGCUAAUGUGCCGUAGCUAUUCCCAGAAUCGUGCACGGUUGCAUCGGCUCUCACGUAAACGUUGGUAGUUGAUUGUGUAUGAAUACUCGUACACAUACAUACAUACAAACAAACAAUUAUACUUGAACGCAUAC